AAUCUGACAAAACUACAAAUCCCAUAAGCCCAGCGAUUACUAUAACGUCUAAUAGAGACGGUUCCGUUCGCGAAGCAUUUCGGGAAGUGUAGUGUGAGAGAAGUGACAGCUGGUUUCCUGGUUGCGCUGGCAGUAACAUGGCGGCGGUGAAGCUGAGUGAGGUGCGGGACCCCGGGGCCCUGUUUGAGGCGCACAGCGCCGAGGAGAUCCGGGGAAUAGAGAGGAAGGUGCGGGCGGAGAUCGAGCAGAAGAAGGAAGAGCUGCGGCAGAUGGUGGGGGAGCGGUACCGGGACCUGAUCGAGGCGGCGGACACCAUAGGGGAGAUGAGGAGGAGUGCGGGGCUGGUGGUGGACGCUGUGCGGGACAUGGAGCGCUACUGCGGGGCCCUGAAGACCAAGGCCAGCCCGGGGCCACGGGGAGCCAGCCCGGCACAGUCCCAGGAGAAGUUUUACAGUACGGCUGCUCAGAUUAAGCUGCUGCUGGAGAUCCCGGAGAAGAUCUGGAGCGCGAUGGAGUCGUCUCAGUAUCUGCGCGCCACUCAGCUCUACCUACUAUGCUGCCACCUACACUCCCUCCUGCAGCUCGACUCCUCCACCUCCCGCUACAGCCCGGUCCUCGCUAGGUUCCCCAUCCUUAUACGCCAGGUAGCAGCCGCUGGCACCUUCCGCUCCACCAUUCUGCAGGAGAGCAAGUCCCUUCUGAGAUGUUCGUCGGCCUCUGACCAGUCUGUGGCGGAGGCGCUCUGCUCCAUCAUGCUCCUGGAGGACAGCUCACCGCGUCAGGCCCUGGCCGAUUUUCUGCUCGCUAGAAAGGCUGGGAUCCAGCAGCUGCUCAACCAGCCGCAUCACGGCUCCAGCAUAAAGUCCCAAGUGUGUUCCCUGGUGGAGCUGUUGGUGAACACCCUGUACCAGGCCCAUGCCCUCUUCUAUACACAGCCCGACAAUGUUCCUGCCGAUCCUGCUCUUAGCUGCGGCCUUAUAUUCUCUAUGCUAGAGACGGUCACCGCCCAGCAGGCAGUGGGGAAAGGCAUCAAAGUCUUAAGGGAGGAGAUGCAGUCCGUCAGCUGGUUCAAGCACCUCCCGCCAUCCGUCGUGGAUUUUCAGCCCACCCUGCGGACAUUAGCUCGCCCUAUAAAUCGGGAUCAUCUGAGAGAAACUCUGCAGCAGUGGAUUAACCUGUGCAAUGAAGACAUCAAGUCGGGGAUAUCUGCUCUGCUCAUCUAUGUGAAGACUCUGAAGGGCCUGGCUGGGAUCAGAGAUGCCGUAUGGGAACUACUGACUAGUGACUCCAUGAGCCACAACUGGGAGAAAGUUUGUCACCGUCUAUUGGAUCAACCCAUCCGUUUCUGGGAGGACAUGAUGCAGCAGCUAUUCUUAGACAGGCUCCAAACUUUGAUAAAGGAAGGUCUCGAGUUUAUAUCCGGUGACUCUGUGCAGCUGCUACUCUCCACGCUGCAGGACCUGGAGAAGGACCCCGAAAUCCUGAAACACAUCCAGCAUGAGAGUAACAUCUGCUCCUACCUGUGGUCUGAAAGCCAAAGUGACCUCCCGGCAGACGCUGCCUGGAUCAGCGUGGCCAACCGCGGCCCGCAGCGCAGAAGCGGCUUAUCGAUGAAGGCCCAAGCCGUCACUCCCUGCAUUCAGAGCUUCUGCCAAGCCUUAGACUCCAAAUUAAAGGUGAAAUUGGAAGAUUUGUUUUCUUACCUGCCAAAAGAGGUGUCUGCUACUGAACAGCAGAACGACCCUCUUACAACGGGGGGCAGGCCCUCUGCUUUCGAUCGUUACGGCGAUGCCAACACGGUGCGGGAGAUGUUAUGCCAACAUUGUCUCAAUUGUAUGCAGCACAUCCAGGACUCGGUUAAGGCACAGCUCAACACUGCUGCAGAUAGAGAACUUGGUGACCACAACACGGCACUGUGCAGGUAUACACUGGGUAAAGUACUUUUCCUGGCGAGGCUGUGCCAGUCUUUGAGCGAACUCUGCCCUCAUUUAAAGCAGUGCAUCUUGGGAAAGUCUGGAGGCAUGGAACAGACUGUGCGAGAGACUAAGACUGGUAAAAAGUCUGGUAAAGGGAGGGCUGCCGACAAGCCGCAAGUCAUCUGCAAGUGGCAAGAACUGAAAGACAAACUUGUACGCCAGUCUUUGGAAGCCUACGCCAUUUGGAGCUCCACUGUGGUUAGACACCUGGUAAGUUCUUUCACAAAUACCCUGCUGCAGAACACAGCGGGAUCAGCACUCGCUACUGCCACCCAGUGGGAUGAAAUAGAAAUCCAGGAGGAGACUGAGGCGGGAAGCAGCGUCACAUCAAAGAUCCGACUCCCUGGACAGUGUUCCUGGUACGUACAGUCCCUUCUUUUCAACCUUUGCCAAUCAGUCAAUUUUGUUGGGGGGCACGCCCUGCCCGAAGUGACCCUGCAGGCAUUACUGAAAAGCUGCCUGGAUGAAGUGCUUGCUGCAUAUGAGAAGCUGUGUCAAGAAGGCUUGGGAAAGAAAUCUGCAAAUCCCAUUACACAGACCAGGGCUCUGCAGUUGCUCUUUGACCUCCGCUACCAGUGUCUGAUCUUCACGUCCCGUACAGAAGAUGGCAGAAGCGGUAAAAGUAAACCGGAUUCCAGGAUUCAGCAGGUGGCGGAUCAGCUGGAGAGCUGCAUUGAUCCAUUUGAUCUGGACGUCUUCACCCCGCACUUGAAUGUAAACUUGAACCGCCUGGCACAGAGGACCUCGGUUCUAUUUGGGUUACUCACAGGAACUGAACACCAGUUCCCCAGCAGAAGCUCCACGAUGGGGGUCCAGGAGACGCACAAUGUGCUGCCAUUGGCUUCCAGCCAGAUACGAUUUGGGCUGCUUCCUCUUAGUAUGUCUAGCUCACGGAAGUCAAGGACUGUGGAGGAAGUGAAAAUGCAGAUACCUAUGACCAUCUCUCCACCUGAAGAAAACUCUUUUAGACCGGGGUCCUUGUUCCGACAACUUGCAACACAAGAUGAAGACGCUCAGGCCUCAUCCCUCUUCAAACUGGGCUGGCUCUCCAGUAUGACCAAGUGAUCCCCACUGACCCCCGACCCAUUACAUAUGUACGUCUUGGUGGGCAGGAAAGCACAGCGCCUGCUCCAUUCCUGUCAGCGGCCGUGGUUGGUAACAGUCUGUCAGCGACAUCAAGACUGGUGCUGUGUCGGGAUAAUGUCUCACCCCAUAAUACAGUCCCUGAGAGAUGAUGAGUUGUCCCGGAAGCCCAAAACCUUCCGAAGGCUUCUGGGGCUGCCAUGCCAUAUAUGUAGUAGUAGAUUGCCGCUCAGACAGCUCCCUGCAAUUUAUUUGUAUUUAAAGGGGUACUCCGUAGAAAACAUUUUUUUUAAAUCAACUGGUGCCAGAAAGUUAAACAGAUUUGUAAAUUACUUCUAUUAAAA
Hyla sarda is the source of this 3403-nucleotide messenger RNA. RefSeq names its product component of oligomeric golgi complex 1 (gene COG1). Gene Ontology annotation, biological process: intra-Golgi vesicle-mediated transport. Gene Ontology annotation, cellular component: COG complex; Golgi apparatus. The record is from RefSeq and is a predicted model, not a curated record. The coding region runs from base 138 to 3041 and encodes 967 amino acids. The transcript has 14 exons. Lineage: Eukaryota; Metazoa; Chordata; Amphibia; Anura; Hylidae.